This is a messenger RNA of Lemur catta (Ring-tailed lemur), 4252 nucleotides long. RefSeq names its product radial spoke head component 4A (gene RSPH4A). Gene Ontology annotation, cellular component: axoneme; radial spoke. Gene Ontology annotation, biological process: cilium assembly; axoneme assembly; cilium movement involved in cell motility. Bases 132 to 2297 code for a protein of 721 amino acids. NCBI's taxonomy places the organism in Eukaryota, Metazoa, Chordata, Mammalia, Primates, Lemuridae. The record is from RefSeq and is a predicted model, not a curated record. The transcript is spliced from 6 exons.
ACGCUGCAACUUGCUGAGCAAGUAGGGCCCAGAAAUCGCUUAGGAAACGGCGGCAAAGCGACUGCCCUGCGUUGUCUUCCGUAUCUGCUCGCCCCCUUCUUCCAGAACAUUUUUUUCUCUUGACUCCUUUCAUGGAAGAAGAUUCGACCUUCCUGAAGCAAGAACAAGAAAACCAAGAACGGGGAAAAGCAGGGCCGCCAUGGGAAGGAAAGACAGCAGCCUCUCCCCAGUCUCCUGAGCCAGAGUCCUCUGAGCCCUUGGAGGCGGAGCGGGGACCAGAAACUGGACCCCAGCCCAGAAGCAGCCCUCCUUGGAGCCCCCAGUCUAAAGUCAUCACGUCUCUGGGUGACCCCAAAGGGCCAGGAGCAUCAUCUUCCCCUUCCCCUCUCCAGGAGCCCUCUCCCACUCCUUCUCCCCGGGCUCUGGCCGCACAGGACCCUGCCGCACCGCUGCAGUCAGACCCGACCGCUAGUGCGACUCCGGAAGCUGGGACGCUUCGUUCUGAUCCUUGGGAACAAUCGUCUGACAAAAGAGAAUCCGCUCCUCAUCACUCAAGCCAGUCAGAGGCAAACACCUUUCAACAGUCUCAGCAACCCGGAUCUCCCUUGUGUGGAUCAACGGAUGUGAGCUAUAGCAACUCUAAACAAAAAGAGCUGAGAUUUGACACUUUUCAGGAGGAAGACUCGAACAGUGAGCAUGAGCUAGGCCAGCCCGGGCCUGGGGCCUCUGGAGCGAUGCCCAGCGUGCUUGAGACGGCCGUUCAGAAUGCCAAGGCUUACCUGCUGAAGACCAGUACCAAGUCGGGCUUGAAUCUAUAUGAUCAUCUUUCUACUAUGCUGACUAAGAUAUUAGAUGAGCGUCCUGAAAAUGCUGUUGACAUCAUUGAAAAUAUUAGUCAAGAUGUGAAGAUGGCACAUUUUAGUAAAAAAUUAGAUACACUCCAAAAUGAGAAGGAGAUGCUUCCAACCUAUGAAAUAGCAGAGAAGCAAAAGGCUCUUUUUCUUCAGGGACAUUUGGAAGGAGUUGACCAAGAACUGGAAGAUGAAAUAGCAGAAAACUCUCUUCCCAAUGUAAUGGAGUCCGCUUUUUAUUUUGAACAAGCUGGAAUUGGUUUGGGCACAGAUGAGACUUACCGCAUAUUUCUUGCCCUCAAGCAGCUUACUGACACCCACCCAAUCCAAAGAUGCCGUUUCUGGGGCAAGAUCUUGGGUCUGGAAAUGAAUUAUAUUGUAGCUGAAGUGGAAUUUCGUGAGGGGGAAGAUGAAGAGGAGGUUGAAGAGGAAGAUGUAGCUGAGGAGAGGGACAAUGGAGAAAGUGAAGCUGAUGAAGAUGAAGAAGAUGAAUUACCGAAGUCCUUUUACAAGGCCCCACAGGCUAUACCAAAAGAAGAAAGUAGGACAGGUGCCAAUAAAUAUGUCUAUUUUGUUUGCAAUGAACCAGGGAGAUCAUGGGUGAAGUUACCGUCAGUUACACCUGCACAAAUUGUUAUUGCAAGAAAAAUCAAGAAAUUUUUCACUGGGCAAUUGGAUGCUCCCAUCAUGAGCUACCCACCAUUCCCAGGAAAUGAGAGCAAUUACUUACGAGCACAAAUUGCCCGAAUUUCAGCAGGAACCCACGUCAGUCCUCUAGGAUUCUAUCAGUUCGGUGAAGAGGAAGGAGAGGAGGAGGAAGAGGUAGAAAGUGGGCGAGAUAGCUUUGAGGAAAACACAGAUUUUGAAGGCAUCCAAGUGAUUGAUCUAGUUGAAUCCUUAUCCAAUUGGGUUCAUCAUGUACAGCAUAUUCUCCCUCAGGGUCGCUGUAAUUGGUUCAACCCUAUACAAAAAAACGAAGAGGAAGAAGAGGAAGAAGAUGAAGAAAAAGAGGAAGAAAAAGGAGAAGAACCCGAGUUCAUAGAACAGGAAGUGGGGCCUCCUCUUUUGACACCAGUCUCUGAAGAUUCAGAAAUUCAGAAUAUACCCCCUUGGACAACACGAUUAUCCUCAAAUCUUGUUCCACAAUAUGCCAUUGCAGUCCUCCGAUCCAACCGUUGGCCUGGAGCAUAUGCCUUUUCCAAUGGCAAAAAGUUUGAAAAUCUCUACAUAGGCUGGGGUCAUAAGUAUAGUCCAGACAAUUAUACACCCCCAGUUCCACCAGCGGUUCAUCAAGAAUACCCCAGUGGACCAGAAAUUACAGAAAUGGAUGACCCUAGUGUGGAAGAGGAGCAGGCUUUCAGGGCUGCACAAGAAGCAGUUGUACUUGCAGCUGAGAAGAAUGAAGAGACUGAGGAAGAUGAAGAUGAGGAAGAUGAUUAUGACUAAGAAAAUCAGCCUGGUCUUAUGUGGCACUGAUACACACUUCCUUACAUGGGACUGAUUUUAUACGUGUGUGUAUAUGUAUGUGUACAUACACACACAUAUAGGAAAUUAUUCAUCUGCAAUGUCAUUCCUUAAAAAUACACAACUUGGAAUUUUAUAAUAUUCGUGUUUAUAGAAAGAUGCUCAAUGGGUUUUCUAGAGGUGAAAUGACAGGCAAUCACAUCACUGCUCUAAUGGUCAUGGCUAAUGUGCUUGUAUAUUCUUGUUUUAAAAAGUUCUCAGGUUUAAGUUCUAAUAUGGCAAACAUUGAAAGAUAUAACCCACAGAAGCUUCUUGGAAACUUUAAUACUUUUUAAAAAGUGUCAAGGGCUAUGAAGACCAAAAACAAAAAAAAACCAAAAAGCAAACAAACAAAAAACUGCACAAAAUAAAAUAAAAAAAAAAACCUGACAACCACUGAACCAGAGCAUGUAUUCUUCAGCCUGUGUAAUUGCCUAUGUUGGGUCUGUGACCCUGUGUGCAACUACUGUGUAUUCAUUUUUCACCCAGGAAGUGUUCAUAAUUCCAUCACCUGCUCAAAAACUGUAGGAAAAAAUUUUUAACCCUUUUGUUACUUAACUCUCUCAAUCUGACUCCUUUAUCCUACAGAAAUUAAUUUGAACUGAUUGGGGAUUGAAGAAAAAUAAUUUGCAGAUAUGGUUAGUUGGGAUAUACAGUGACUUCAGAUUAUAUUUUCUACCACUGUUUCCCUAAAACAUUAUUUUCCUUCACUAAAAAAAAGUAUUUUUAAGUCCUAUAUGUACCAAACAUGCAGCUAUGAAUAAAAAGUAGGCACUGCUCCUGAAAUCAGAGCUUUCGUUCAAAAAAGGAAUAUAAAAAGAUAAAUAGAAAAUUAGAAUAGAUUGCAAUUUAGCAAGGACUGUGAUAUUACAGAUAUUACAGGGUACCACAGAACAGUGGCAAUUCUGUGGUAAAGAACCAAUUAAAAAAAAUUCCAACCCAUUGCUGUUAUUUUUGUAAAAUAAAAUGACACAGCGGUUCUCAAUUUCUGCACUUACCUUCUCACAGACUGCAGAUCACCAGUCUACACUUUGAGUAACAUUGUUAUCAAGCACAUGGUAGGUGUGUUUAAUCCAGACUUGAACAGGUCAGGAAGCUAUAGGGGAAAGGUUCUAAGCAGCACUAGCUACAUUUUGGCAAAAGAUUUUUGUCUAGAAAAAGUGAAACUUCCUCUGAAGAGUGAGCCUGGCAAGGUAAGCAGAAGCCAGAUUGUAUAGGAAGUCUGGAUUUUACCCAUAAUGGAAAAAAAAAAAACCAAAAAAACCCUAGAAAGUCACACAAACAUAUUUGUAUUUUAGAACAUUUGUUUUGGCUUCAGUGUGGAAGGAUGACAAGAGAAUCAACACUUCAGACAGGGAGACCAGUUAGGAGGUUAUCACAUCUAGGUUAAGAGAUGUGGACAGCAUGAAAAGAGUAUAACUGCAUGGGGAUUAUAAAAUAGAGAACUGGUUACUAGUCCAACAGACAGAAUAUUAGAAGGGUUUCCACAACUCUCCAGUUGGCAAUACUAUUUCAUCCUUGAAAUGCAACUUUUGGGCUUUGUUGGAGUACCUAAAAUUCAUAAAACUUAAUUCAAGUAGGUUCUUGUUCAUUUUUUCAUGAUGUAAUAGACACUUGCUUUUCUUUUUUGUUGCUUAAUAUCCUUUUCCUCAUCUACCCUGAUUUCCUUUUGAGGAACUACCUCUGUCCCAUUAGAUAGUCUUGUGCCAAUCAGAUGUGCCCUCUUUGGAAUCUGAAUGUUGAGCUGAGACAUUCUACCAUGGCUCCUAACUGCAUUGCUCCUGCUAUAAAUUAGACCAUGUUCUAGCCUCCACAAUUGCCUUCGUUCUACCCUAGUUUUCUAGCUGCCCAUUGAUUGUGAACUUCUGAUAAUCUUUUAAUGAAUUUCCUUCUGUUUA